GCUAAAUAUUCUCUUACAAAACAUGUGCUUAAAGGGUACUUCUAAGUCCUAACCUUCAUUCGUGAACUGAUUUUGAGAUCACAUUUGGUCACUGAUAUUACUAAGUAAUAUCAUAUUUAGUUUUUAGAAAACAUAUGCUUAAAAGGGUAUUCAUACAUCUCUCUCUCCUCAUGGUUUGAGCAUUCAGAAUUUUAACCCUAGUAGCUAGCUAAGAUAUAUAUGUAACAAUAUAGCAUCUUCCCUUUUCCCCCCCAAACAUUCCAACUACAUAAACAAACAAACCCCCCCCCCCCCCCCCCCCCCCCCCAAAAUUUCCACACCAUUCCGCCGCUCACAAUGUCUUGUUGCGGCGGCCGCCGCGGCCUGAAGCUCUGCCUCAUCGUCGCCGGCAUCCUCCUCCUCGUCCUCCUCGUCACCAUCCUCGUCGUCUUCCUCGUCGUCCUCAAGCCCAAACAGCCCAAAAUCACCACCAAAUCCGUAACCCUCGACCGCAUCCACUCCUCCAUCUUCCCUAAACCUUUCCUCAACCUCACCCUCGGCCUCGUCGUGGAGGUCGAGAACCCGAACUACGGCAGCUUCCGCUACGACGACAGCAGCGCCUACCUCGUCUACCGCGGCGGCCUGGUCGGGGUCUCGCCGAUCCCGGCCGGUUACCAGAAGGCCCGGUCGACCCAGACGAUCCGGUCCAACGUCACGCUCAUGGCCGGUGGGUUGCUCAAGGAUUUGGAAUUUUACGGGGAUUUGGUGAAGGGGGUUCUGAAUUUCACUUCGACGUCGUCGUUGCACGGCAGGGCGUCGAUGUUUAAGGUAAUGAAGGUGGAGGUUACGAGCAAUUGUACGUGCGAGAUUUCGGUUCGUGUCGCCGGUAAGAAGGUGGACUCCAGUUGUAAGACCGUCGUCCGCCACUAGAAUGAUGAUGAAUGAAACUGCAAUAAUAUUUUAUUUUUUGGUGAACUAAUUUAUGUUUUUUUUUUUUUUUUUUUGUGGGAUUUGUGACUUCUUCUUCUUCCUCCUCCUCCUCCCAUCUAUCUAUCUAUCAAAUUUGUUUCACAUUCUUGUAAGAAUUAGUUUGUAGUUAUUUAAUUAUUUAUUGAAGUUCACUUCUCAUCACAUAUUUUGAUUUGUAUUAAUUAAGUUGGGUAAUCACACACAAACGCACUUAAAUAUAUGUUGUGGGUACUUGAACUCGAGGAACCUUUGCUAAAUAGUUCGUUUGUUAUGUGCUACUAGCUAGAGUUUCAAUAAUGUCGCUUUUUAGGAUGGUAAAAUAGUGUAUUAUAGUAGAGGAAGUACAUUAUCAUUUAAUAAUUGGUGAACUUGCCAAAGUCAUUUAUUUCCAAUCUGUUAGGCAAAACACAAUUGACUUACUAUUAGGAAUGACAAUGGGCAGGUCCGGGGCGGGUUACUUGGUAUCCAGACCUGUCCCGUGGUAGGUUGGGUCCAGGUCGGAUAACUUAUCACGGGUCGCGGGUAGGUCAACCCAAUGGGUAUGCAAUUUAUAUGAAAAAUAUUAGAAAUAUUCGUUAUUUUUAUUAUAAGACCAAGAAAACAAACAAUAUUAGAAUAAAUGUAGUUAAAUUAUUGGAGAAAUUGAGGCUUUCACUAAUUUAAAACUUUAUUAUAGCUAAAAUAUGAUGUAAUAAAAUGAAAAUCCUAAGUAAUUUGACUAAGAUUACAUGUAAUUUAGGCAAGAACGGGUCGAGAAUGGAGCGGGUCAGGACAGGUCGGGUCAAUGAGAGUACACAUGCCCGCCCCGCCUACGGGGCGGGUCAGACCCACCCCAAAACAGGCCAAACAGGUCGGGUAAAAUAGGUCAGGUUGAAAUUGCCAUCCCUACUUACUAUGCUAUAUUGGAUUAAUUAAAAUGUGAAAUAUUAGUACAACAUUAUAAUAUUUUGAUUAGAAGAUAUAAGUGGGUUUUUGUGUGCUCCAGAGGUAGCGCAAUCCGAAUAUCAUAAUCCACACUCCGAUACUCAAGUUAGUUCGAACGUUAAAAUAAACUUAUAAAGUAUGUGGCGAAAAGUUAAAUCCAUAAAGGGUGUUUUUGUUUUAAUAAUUCUUUAAAUUUGAUACCUUUCCCUCAAACUUGUGGAACUUUUUCUCCAGUUUGGGGAAAAUGUUUGGAAGAAGAAAUUGUACGCUAGGAGUUGGGCCCUCAAUUUGGACGAUAGAAGGGCUUGGACCCCAAGCCUGUUAUGGGCCCGGUAGACUUUCUACUGAUCUUGUGCUAAAUCAGUCUUUUAUUUUCUCUGGGCUUUUGUAGUUUUGUUUGGGUCAUGAAUAAUUUGUUCAGCAAGUAGUUGAGUUGAUUCCAGGGGCAGAGCUACUUGGGAAGUAGGGUGGGCCCCGGCCCUAGAGAUGUCAAUUUCGACUUGACCCGUUUUACCCGACCUGUUUGACUUGCUUUGUGGCGGGUCCGACCGGCCUCCGUAGGCGGGGCGGGGCGGGCAUGGGUACCUCUCAUCGACCUGACCUGCCCCGACCCGCCCCAUUCUUGACCCGUUCUUCCCUAAAUUACAUGUAAUCUUAGUCAAAUUAUUUAGGAUUUUCCUUUUAUUAUCUCAUAUUUUAGUUAUAAUAAACUUGUAAAUAAGUGAAAACCUUAAUUUCUCCAAUAAUUUAACUACAUUUCAUCAUAUCAUGGUUUCUUUCUUGUUCUUUUAAUGAAAAUAACGAAUAUUUCUAAUGUUUUUCACAUAAAUUAGAUACCCAUUGGGUCGAUAUGCCCCGACCCGCGCACCGUGAUAAAAUACCCGACCUGGACCCGACCUGCCAUGGGACGGGUAUGGGUAUCGAGAUACCCGCCCCGGACCUGCCCCAUUACCAUUCCUACCCGGCCCUCCCGGGAUUAGUCUGGGUCCCUAGGAUCUUAACUCUUAAGGAUAUUUAGAUAAAAUUUGAAUAAGUAG
Molecule: messenger RNA, 2909 nt
Organism: Linum trigynum
Lineage: Eukaryota; Viridiplantae; Streptophyta; Magnoliopsida; Malpighiales; Linaceae
Source: the annotation of a GenBank genome assembly